UUACGAAGUGUCAACUUUAAGGGUGUCAACAUAUUUUUUUAGUUAAAAUGGAUUUAGGGGAUCAUGCAGUGGAAUUAAUUCGACAGGAAAUUGUAAAAAUUCACCUAGAAGUUACAGCUUUAAUACAGGAUAUACACCAAUGUACUGGUCCCCUGGAAUUCCUAAACGAGUUAAAUGCCGAUGGUAGAGCGAAAAUUACAGCUUUAAGAUCGAGCAUUGACCGUCUCUCGGAUUUAGCAGAGUUAGAACUGAAUGAGAAGAAAAAGUCUGAAUUGCUCGCUGAAGUAGGAAACCAUCGAAGUCAACUCACUUCGACAAUGAAAGCUUUUCGGAAGGCAAAUGUCGUCAGUUCCUGUGUUAUUGAUAAAAUGUCAAGGGAAGAUUUACUCUCAGUUUCUGAAGAACAACAAAGUUUUUUACGAAAAAGAAAAGACAAGAAGGUUCUCGUGGAUACAUCCUCCCAGCUUACGAAUAAAUUGUCUAGCAUUUCCAGGCAUCUUGCAGAAACUACGCAGAGAAGUGCUGACACUCUAGAUACACUGGUUACUUCUUCUGAGAAGGUCACUGGAACCGGAAAGGAAUUAGAGGAUCAAAGACAUGUAAUUAUUCAGUCAGGCAAACUAUUAGGAAAAUAUGGUCGACGGGAAAUCACAGACAAGGCUUUACUAGCUCUGGCUUUCGCAUUUUUCCUGGCCUGUGUGUUUUAUGUUCUUCAAAAAAGACUCAGCUGGUUAUGAACUCCUCCUUGGAUAUGAUUCCAUCUCUGUCGAGGUCCAUCUUUUCGAAGAUUCGAUUCACAUGUCUAUGAACUGCACGCUCAAUCGAGCGGGUGUCUUCCACCAUUUCGUAAAUCGCAGAUACGAUAGCCAACAUCUCAUGUCGUGUUAUGUGCCCGUCGCCAUUCAAAUCGUACAACCUGAUUACGAAAGUAUCGAAAUUGAAGCUGGAACUUGAAACAAAACCACUUAUGUUGAACAAGAGGUUUCAACAAAAUUUCGAAGACACGUAUGUCCAGGAUCAAAAUUCGUCUCCUCGUAAUUAAUGGCAUAAAAUGAAGACAGUUUUUGUAUUUUUGCUCCUAAUUUUAUGCGUUUUGGGUGCACCAUGGCUAGACUUAUUUUUCGGGCGUGAUCCAUACUAUAGAAGCGAGGCAAGACAUAGGGAGGGCAAAAAUGGAAAAGAACGCUGGAAAGAAGUCUGCAAAACGAUAAACCCUAACGGUUACGCAUUUCCGGGACAAGUUCCUUACCCAGCGGCACCAGUUUGUCCCUGGUAGUUAAAUAUGUCAACGAAUCAUUUUUUUUUAAUAUGUAAAAUUGUACAAAGUAAGCUCGUAAAUAUUGAAAACAAGUGGAAGCUGAUUAGUUUUUAAAAUAUUCCUUUCAAAAAUGUGAAUAGCUGUGUUUCCAAUAUUUCUUUGUGAUAGAUCUAUUUAAUAAAAAAUGUUUUAAUUUUCAAGACUAGUCCUUCUCACAUUCCAGAGAUGAGAAAAAGCGCAAAUAAUUUGUAUAAGAAAGAAUUUUCGGCGAAUUGAGUGUCUGGAAUAUUUUUUCUAAAAAUAAUGAUUUAUUGUAACAACUUUGUACAGAGGAUGACUGUUUUCUGCUAUCGCUUAUGAGUAUAUUAUUAUCAGUCGUCAUGUGAGAGUACUGCAGUUUAAACGAUUUUAAAUAUAUGUAAUUAUAUAUAUUAUUAUGAGAUGACACUAGAGACUACUAUUGUAUAUUAUUUACAUACUUGUACAAAUAAUGUACGCAAAUCAAACCUACUUUACACGACAAAGAGGCUAUCGUUUCAUCAAACCUAAGUAUAUUUUCUUAUUAAAAUAGCUACACACUC
This is a messenger RNA of Belonocnema kinseyi, 1839 nucleotides long. RefSeq names its product vesicle transport protein SEC20 (gene Sec20). Gene Ontology annotation, molecular function: SNAP receptor activity. The transcript is spliced from 5 exons. Gene Ontology annotation, cellular component: endoplasmic reticulum; SNARE complex. NCBI's taxonomy places the organism in Eukaryota, Metazoa, Arthropoda, Insecta, Hymenoptera, Cynipidae. The record is from RefSeq and is a predicted model, not a curated record. Gene Ontology annotation, biological process: retrograde vesicle-mediated transport, Golgi to endoplasmic reticulum. The coding region runs from base 48 to 737 and encodes 229 amino acids.